AUGACGGAACCGACAGAUCCAAUCAGACUCCAUAUCAGCCCGUUCACCCCCGAAAUCCUCCCCGCGGUACUACCAGCAUCCAUUCGAGCAACGGCCACCGAUAUCUCAUACCAUACCAUUUCCACCUUCCCCGAGAACAGUUACGGAUUCGUCACUCUGCCCAAAAUGGACGCCGAGAAGAUCAAGAAGAAGCUCAAUGGAUCGAUCCUGAAGGGAAAGAAGUUCAAGGUGGAUACAGCUCGCCCGUCCAAGCGACCACUCGAGAAGGAAGAUGCCGAACCCGAAGCUCCCAAAGAAAAGAAGAAGUCGAAGAAGAGCAAGUCAAAAGACGAGACACUAGAUGGCUUUGAGCUUCCCUCCGACCGAAAAGUGAAGAGAGGUUGGACUGAACCCAAAACUGCCAAGGACAAGCGGAAAUACGAGAAGAAGAAGAGCAAGGACGACAAGAAGGAAAAACUCCAACCUAAGUCCAAGUACACCGAGAAGGCCGAAUGCUUAUUCCGCACCAAACUUCCGCCCAAUCGUGCAGCCGAGGCGGCUGCCGACGACAAGAAGGCCAAGAAGAAGCAGAAAGGUUCGGAAUCUGUGGUGCACGAGUUUGCCAAAGCAACCACCUACCCGAGCUUCCUCCGUUCCUCAGGAGACGACACCGCUAAGACAGCUACAUUCGACGAAGAGAAGGGUUGGGUGGACACUACGGGCAAUGUGAAGGAACCGGUCAACGAGAAAGCUCGAAAGAAGGAUUAUCGGCCAGGCAAAGUCCCUGGAGCUAAAGAGAAGCGACCGGUCCGCAAGGACCCCGUUGAUAGCCCCAACGCCAAAACACAAGAUCUCGAAUCCUCUGCCGAGUCCGAAGACUGGACAUCAUCAAGCGGUUCUUCGGAUGAAAGUUCGAGUUCGGCGAGUGAGAGCGAGGCUAGCAGCUCCGAUGACUCCGAUUCAGAGUCCGACUCAGAGUCCGCAGCAGAAGAUGCCGUUCCCAACGAAAAAGAGUCUUCACCAGAGAGCACAAGAGAAGACGAUAUCCCCAUGACUACCGAUACUCCUGUCAACGCAUUCCUUGAAUCGACCAGUGAGCCCGCCCAAAACACCGAAAACGUGCCCGAAGAACCCAAAGAGGUUCACCCUUUGGAGGCUCUCUUCAAACGGUCCGCCCCGGCAGAAUCCGAACAGGCUCCGCAACCAACUGAGGUCGGGUUCAGCUUCUUCGGUAACAACGACGAUAUUGAAUCCGAGGACGAGUCCAGAGGCCCCGAGCCCCAGACUCCCUUUACGCCUUUCGCCAAGAGAGACCUACAGGAUCGCGGUAUGCGGAGUGCAGCUCCAACCCCGGAUACAGCUGCCGCUAGUCGACACAUGCAGUGGAACGAAGAUGAGGACAUGGAGGAUGACGACAUUACGAUUGAUACCCCAGUCUCUAAAUCGCGAACGGAAGGAUCCGGCGACAAAGACGAGACUGAAUUUGCGAAAUGGUUCUGGGAAAACCGGGGAGACAACAACCGAGCAUGGAAAAAGAGACGGCGUGAUGCAGCCAAGGAGCAGAGACAGAGAGAGAACCGGAAGAAGGGAAUGAAGGGAAGGUCAUGA
Molecule: messenger RNA, 1587 nt
Organism: Penicillium longicatenatum
Lineage: Eukaryota; Fungi; Ascomycota; Eurotiomycetes; Eurotiales; Aspergillaceae
Exons: 1
Coding region: 1-1587 (528 amino acids)
Source: RefSeq, a predicted model, not a curated record